This is a messenger RNA of Pseudopipra pipra, 3465 nucleotides long. Its product is annotated as extracellular matrix protein 2-like. The transcript is spliced from 17 exons. The record is from RefSeq and is a predicted model, not a curated record. NCBI's taxonomy places the organism in Eukaryota, Metazoa, Chordata, Aves, Passeriformes, Pipridae. The coding region runs from base 325 to 3465 and encodes 1046 amino acids. Gene Ontology annotation, molecular function: collagen V binding; heparin binding; protein binding. Gene Ontology annotation, biological process: extracellular matrix organization; positive regulation of cell-substrate adhesion. Gene Ontology annotation, cellular component: extracellular matrix.
UCCCAGCUGUGCCUUGUCAGCCUCGGGACCGAGCACAUUGUGCUGCUUUGCCUUUGCCUGGAGUGAGGUUCGAGUGCUCCGAGCACCGGCACGGGCUGAUCCUCCGCGCCCAGAACCGAGCAGCGUUUGCCCCCAGGGAAAGGAGCUGUUCCAGACCUAACUAAAGGAAUCGUCCCACAUGUUUCAACAACCCCAAGCGUGUCUCUGUUUGUUUUAAAGAUAUCACUGUGGUUCUGUUUCAGUUGCAGCGGGAGACUAAAUGACAGCAAGCAGAAUCUGCUGUUAGGUUAGAUUACAAGGAUACUCUCUGGGACACCCGAGGCCAUGCAGGCGACAGCACUGCUCUGCUCUUUCCUGCUCGUCUCCCUGGCUGUUGAUUUUUGUCCCGGUGAAGGCAGAGCCCUUCCCGGGAGGCACAGCAGGAGGAUGCACCCCCGAGGCCUGGGAAGGGGCUCCCUGGCAGGGCACAGGAUCCCGAGGCAGCCAAGGAUGGAGCCCCCAGAGCCCGGGAUCCCCCUCAUUGACAUCGACGACAGCGUCAUGGGAGUGUUCGACUCCCUCGUGGGGUUGGGGGAACACGAGUCCAGCUACAGUGUCCUGCCAGGGAAGAAGGGGCAGUGCUCAGCCAACGGGAUGAUCAUGUUCGACAAAGCCGUCUGGUCUCCCCGGCCCUGCGUCACCUGCCUCUGCUCCCAGGGACAGGUGAUCUGUGACACAGCCAUGUGCCACCCCUUGAGAUGUCCCCACACCGUCACACCCGAGGGGGAGUGCUGCCCAGUGUGCUCUGAUACUGGCUCCUCUUUGAAUUCAAGUAUUAUUUCACUGGAUGACAUAAGUGAGUUGUCUGGAGACUCUCCAGAACCCAGUGACCUUGAUAUCACCAAUGUCUUGCCAUCAGCAAGGACUCAGACUGGAAAGGAUGAAGUGCUCCAAACAGAAGUGACAGAGGUUAAGGAGGGUCACAGAAAGGGCGAAAAGAAAAGGAAAAGGAAAGGCAAAAGGAAUCGCCAGAAGCACAAAGGCCGUGGCAGAGGGAAGAGGCCCAGCACAAGAACAGGAGCUGCAGCAGAGGAACUGCAUUCUGACAGCGAGGAAGAUGAUGGGCCUUUCCAAAUUCCAUCUCAUUUCCCAAUUCCUCUUCCACCCGUGGAAGCUCCUCCUUUGCCAUCUGGAUGUUCCACCUCAGACACCACAGUAAGCUGCAUUAAUGCCAAACUUACACAAAUACCACCAAUCUCAGAUCCAGAUCUCACAAGUUUAGACCUUACAGGAAACAGCAUCACCACUAUCUCAGAUGAAGCAUUCAACGGGAUACCCAACUUGGAAUGGAUUGAUCUGAGUAAAAAUAAUAUUACCUCUCCUGGCAUAGGUCCAAAAGCAUUCAAAAUCCUGAAAAAGCUAAAACGUUUGUACUUGGAUGGAAAUCUGCUGGUCCAUAUUCCCUCUGAACUGCCAUCAACUUUGGAAGAAAUAAAAAUAAAUGACAACCACCUUCAUGCCAUUGAUGAAGAUGGCCUAAAAGGUUUAAAGAACUUGGUCACUCUGGAAUUAGAAGGAAAUAAACUUAGUGAAGCCAAUGUCAGUCCUUUGGCCUUUUAUCCUUUGAAAAGUCUUUGUUAUUUGCGACUGGGAAGGAAUAAAUUUAGAAUUAUCCCACAAGGUCUUCCUGCCACUCUCGAGGAGUUGUAUCUUGAAAAUAAUCAAAUUGAAGAAGUGUCAGAAAUUUGCUUUAACCACACGAGAAACAUCAAUGUCAUUGGGCUAAAGCACAACAAAUUAGAAGAGCACAGGAUAGCACCUUUGGCCUGGAUAAACCAAGAGAACUUGGAAUCAAUCGAUCUCUCUUACAAUAAAUUGUAUCAUGUUCCCUCCUACCUGCCAAAAUCUUUACUACACUUGGUACUUGUAGGAAACCAGAUAGAAAGAAUCCCCGGUUACGUGUUUGGCCACAUGAAGCCGGGGCUGGAGUAUCUCUACCUGUCCUUUAACAAACUCACCGACGAUGGCAUAGACCCCGUGUCCUUUUUUGGAGCAUAUCACUCCCUGAGGGAGCUGUUUUUGGAUCACAAUGAACUGAAGUCUGUGCCAUUUGGAAUUGAUGAAAUGAGAAAACUGCGUUUUCUGAGACUGAACAACAACAAAAUAAGGACGGUGCCCCCCGAGCGCAUCUGCAGGACUCCCAGCGGGGACGACAGCGAGGAGGAGGAGGAGGACAGUGAAGAUUCCCGUCUGGAACACGUGCAUCUCGAAAACAACUACAUCAACACGAGAAAGCUCUCCCCACACUCGUUUUCAUGCAUCAGAUCCUAUUGCAGUGUUGUCCUUAAGCCACAGAAGAGCAAAGAAGAUAUGAAAGAAUACACACUCCUCCUCUUUUUGGCUUUGUGCUCUGCCAAAUCUCUCACUGGUCCCUCCUAUUUCACACUAAAGAACAUGAUGCUCCAAGACAUGGAAGACGAGGACGAUGACGACGAUGACGACAAUUCCCUAUUUCCAACCACUGAACCCAUUAUGCCACUGAUUCCUUUUGAUCUGUUCCCAACAUGUCCCUUUGGAUGCCAGUGCUAUGUCAGGGUUGUCCACUGCUCUGACCUAGGUUUGACAUCAAUCCCUCGCAACAUCCCGCCAGAUACUCGGAUGAUCGACCUCCAGAACAACAAAAUUAAAGAGGUCAAGGAAAACGACCUCCAAGGACUCACAUCACUCUAUGCACUGGCUUUGAACAACAAUAAAAUCUACAAGAUCCAUCCCAAAGCCUUUCAACCCACAAAGAGGCUCCGCCGACUGUACCUGUCCCACAACCAGCUGACUGAGAUUCCAACAAAUCUGCCCAGAACGUUGGCAGAGCUCAGAAUUCAUGCUAACAAGGUCAAGAAAAUCCCCAGGGAUGUAUUUAAAGGAAUGAAGUCUCUGCAUGUUUUAGAAAUGAGUGCAAAUCCUCUGAACAAUGAUGGAAUAGAGCCUGGGGCUUUUGAAGGAGUAAAUAUCUACCAUAUAAGAAUUGCAGAAGCCAAGUUAACUUCAAUUCCUAAAGAUUUGCCCUCCAGUCUCCUGGAGCUUCAUUUAGAUGACAAUAAGAUCACAGCAAUUGAACUUGAGGAUUUUAACCGUUACAAAGACCUUCAAAGGCUGGGCCUUGGGAACAAUAAAAUCAAAGAUGUGGAAAAUGGAAGUUUUGCCAACAUCCCAAGUAUCCGUGAAAUCCACCUGGAGAAAAACAAGCUGAAGAAGGUUCCUCCUGGAUUACCUGAGCUGAGAUACCUGCAGGUGGUGUUCCUGCAUUCCAACCACAUCGCCAAGCUGGGAGUGAACGAUUUCUGCCCCACGGGCCGCAGGAAGAAGAAGGCUCUGUACAGCGGCAUCAGCCUCUUCAACAACCCCGUCAAGUACUGGCAGGUGCAGCCCUCCACCUUCCGCUGCAUCUUAGCCAGGAACAGCGUCCAGCUGGGCAACUUCCUCAAGUGA